This is a messenger RNA of Aspergillus aculeatus ATCC 16872, 1067 nucleotides long. RefSeq names its product peroxidase family protein. The record is from RefSeq and is a predicted model, not a curated record. Bases 70 to 864 code for a protein of 264 amino acids. The transcript is spliced from 5 exons. Gene Ontology annotation, molecular function: peroxidase activity. Lineage: Eukaryota; Fungi; Ascomycota; Eurotiomycetes; Eurotiales; Aspergillaceae.
CCCCCUCUGCCUCUUGCUAUGUGUCCUCCUGGACAAGUCAUCAACACUGCAACAAAACAGUCACUCACCAUGAAGCUCACCCUCCCCAUCACCCUUCUGCUAGGUCUAGCCAGCGCCCACCCCCAUUACGGGGCCGCAGACAUCUCCCACUGGCAACCAGCCGGAGCAGACGACUACCGUGGCCCCUGCCCAAUGAUGAACACCCUCGCAAAUCACCACUUCCUCCCGCACGACGGCCGCAACAUCACGCGCCCUCGCCUCAUCGAGGCCCUAGGCGCCGCGUUGAACUUCACCUCCUCGCUCGCCACGCUCAUGUUCGAGAUGGCCAUUGUCGUGAACCCGGAGCCCGACGCGACCUACUUCACUUUGGACCAACUAAACCAGCACAACAUCCUCGAGCACGACGCAAGUCUCAGUCGAAGCGACGCCUACUUCGGCAACAACCACAUCUUCAACGCCACCAUCUUCGCCCAGACUCGGAAGUACUGGACGGGCCCCACCCUCGACGCUGCCAUGCUGGCCAACGGCAAGCUGGCGCGGCAGGUCGAGUCCAAGGCGUUCAAUCCGACAUACGCGUUCACGGCCCGAACCGAGGAGUUCAGUUUGGGCGAGGUGGCGGCUCCCAUUAUUGCGUUUGGGGAUAUGGGGACGGGUCGGGUGAAUCGCUCGCUUGUGGAGUAUUUUUUCGAGCACGAACGGUUGCCGGUUGAGUUGGGGUGGCACACCCGAGGAGAGGCGGUGGGUGUGGAGGAGGUGAAUGCGGUGGCCGAGAUGAUACGGAAUGCGACGGGGUUGAUUACACCGACUGGGUCAGUGGUGGGGUCGGGGAAGAAGAGGGAUUUGCAUUCUGGGUGGCGGGGUUAGUGCACUUUUCGUACCUUCAGGUUGGGGGAGUGGAAGGUGGUCGGAUAUGUUGGAGCAGAUACAUGGGAGGAGGAAGAAAGGGUGCGAUGCUUGUCAGUAUGGGCUUGCGAACUAGAACCAAAAAAAGAAGGAUAUGUGUCUAUAAGCUAGUAAACCGCUUAUCUACCGAGUUACUGUCCACCUCAUGAUUCACUCUCACCCGC